AUGAAGGAUAACAUCGUCAACCCGCCGGAGAAGGAUCUGAAUUGGAUCAUGACUGUAGACCUCCCUGACCUUGGUCAGGGAGGUCUUGAGGAAAAAAACCGAUCAAAAUCGACCACUCAAUUGUUGAUUGCUCUAACAAAGGAAAAUCCUGCCAUCACGACUCCCAAGCGCAGCAGCAAGCGAAACCCUUCAGAAACCGCCGAGGAUGGCGCAAUGAAAGGCCGCUUGCUCUUCCCAUCUGAAGUUCCCCAAGGCCAGGACGUCACGGUCAACACUCGCCCAAAUCCGACCACUCCUUUGUCAAUCGAGUUAACUAAGGACAAUCCGCGUGAUCCCACAACUUCAAAGAGCCAACGCAAGCAUCCCCCUCCUUCCAAAACCGCCAAGGAUGGCGCAGUACAAGGACCAUCGCUUGUUGCCUACAUCACAAAACUCAAGAUGUCAAAGUUUCACAGGCUCUACAAGAAGGCUUGGAGACAGGAGAUGUUUGCUCUCGCAACGGCCCAACGCGUUAUCACUACUGAAGAAAAGUCGCCUUGCUUUUGGGAAAUUUUGCUCAUGUUCGACCCAACAUUAAUUGUUCCCCGCGCCGAGCCGUUGACUUGGAUGUGGCGAACGGCAUCCGAAUUCUUUGCUAAUCCUGCUAUCAUUCCUCACAUUGUGGAGGAAUUUGAGCGACGAAAACGAGAGCUACAAAUAGCCAAAGCUCAGUCCAAGUUUCCACCAAAACAAGGUUGGAACCAGACCAAACUUCUUCGCUAUUUACACACAACAACAAUCCUAUUUUAUGACAUCUGCGCUGCCCAUCAGAAGUGGCCACCAACCAUGGGCUCAAAUGACGAAAAAUCACAAGAGUGGGCUUUGAAAUCGACAAGGACUGCACCUGAGCACGCUCAGGAAGGUCUGGAGGCAACAACCCGAUCGAAUUCUACCACCCUAUUGACGGUUGACCUUGUGAAGGACAACCCCUGUGAACACAAAUUCUCCAUGUUGUACAGCAUAUUUGUCUUGUUUCUUUCUCUGGAAAAGAUACAGCAGACCGAUUUUCUUGGUCUACCCUUCCAAAUCCCCACCAACAGAGUGGGAGUGCCAAUCUGCCCAUUGACAGAUGACUUGAGAGAAUUACAUCCAAUUCUUUCCUUGGAAAAGGUACCCACAAAAUUCCUCUGUAUCCCAGGAGAAAUCCUUGCAUCUUGUUUGUACUUCCCCACCAACAGUGGGAGCGCCGAUUUGUCCCCUGACAUGAUCGACUAG
Molecule: messenger RNA, 1254 nt
Organism: Cylindrotheca closterium
Lineage: Eukaryota; Bacillariophyta; Bacillariophyceae; Bacillariales; Bacillariaceae
Source: the annotation of a GenBank genome assembly